Messenger RNA from Dreissena polymorpha, 2839 nucleotides. RefSeq lists its product as uncharacterized. The record is from RefSeq and is a predicted model, not a curated record. Bases 111 to 1508 code for a protein of 465 amino acids. Lineage: Eukaryota; Metazoa; Mollusca; Bivalvia; Myida; Dreissenidae. The transcript is spliced from 2 exons.
GAGACCGAAAGGAUGAUUAACGAAGUGUAGUCGUAAUAUUUUCUCAAUUUUGUAUAUUGUUUACUUUAAAAUAUUGAAAUCACCAAUGGUAUGGUUUCAACUGUGUUUACAUGGGCCAUAAAAAACUUGCAUUUAACAAAAUGUGUUCUCGACGUUUUCUGGUCUAUUCUGGAGUACUCUUGCUACCAAUAAUUGUAAUAUUUCUGUAUACUUCAACACACUAUGUUUAUCCGAGAUUGAUCGUACCAUCUUCAGGAGCUCGUUACAUAAUAACAACAACCUUACAACAACACACGUCUGAAAGGAUGUCAUCAAAUAUGACCAUCAGCAAAACAUUUUCAAUUAAAAUCAACAGCCAAUGUGCGAAUCUCAUGACAUUGCAGUCAGCAACUUUUAGUGAGACCACGUGGUUGCCGGCUGACGACAAAAAUGACACGUUUGUGUUUUCUGCGUUCUACGACAGCAAAGACAGCCAAGUUUUUCUGGUGGGACUUACAUCAGGUGGAGUCCACAGCACGUGUCAAAUGUGGUAUAUGUCAGAUGACGGCACUGCCUUUGUAAUGGAAGAGAGCGGCCUUCUAGUUUUUAAAUCACUCCCAGAGACCCAUGACAAGAGAUACGCUGCGACACUAUUUAAAUGCGUUUCCCAACUCAAACGGAAGCCAACGUACAUUUCCGUUGCGGAAAACUCUUGCCGUCAACCGUCAAGCCUUAUUGUCGUAAAAUCCACAGAUACACCUCAAACAUACCAACGCAGAUUUACCUUGUGUCUUAUGCCUAUACAUAACAACUAUAACGACUCUUACGCUUUGGUGCAGUGGAUUGAACUGAAUCAUCUGCUAGGUGCUGAUAAAUUUGUUGUGUAUAAUUAUUCGUCUGCUUCAAACAUCGGGAUUAUUUUAGACAUGUACACAAAACGCAACAUCAUUGAAGUUGUACAAUGGCCUAUUCCUGUCAAAGAUGUUCAUUAUUUCGGACAAGUUGCUGCUUUACAAGACUGCCUUUACCGAAACAAGCAUGAUUCUGAAUUUGUUGUAAAUGUAGACCUAGACGAGUUUAUUAUCCCACUAAAAGAAAAUAUUACAACAUGGGCCCAAUUAAUCGAUCAUUUGAAUGGUGGAGCAUUUAUAUUCAGAAAUUCUUUUUACUUGAUGUCAUCUGGAAAUAAAACUUUCUAUAAUAUAUCAUUUGCCGAAAAGUUUCAUUUAUCAACUCUCCUUAUGUCGAGACGUGAACGAAAGCUGUGGCUACACAAACAACGUUCGAAGUACAUAGUGAGGACGUCUAAAGCGACGUCACUUAUGAUCCACGAGGUGCCAGCGCUGCCAAGUGAUGCACGAGAAACGUUAAUGCCAGAGGACGACGCGAUAGUUCAACAUUUCCGAAACUCAGAUGAACAUGUAUCACUAGAGCAAACCGUUGCUGACGUAACUAUCAGAGACAAAUAUGGUCAACAGUUAAUUGCUAAUGUUCAACGCGCUUGGGAGAACAUAAAACGUGGAGUAUAAAAAAUUGUUUGCUUCUCUUACGAUAAACGAUAGUAGAAACUUGAUUUAUCUAAUAGUUAUUUCUUCGAGUAUUACACAGUUUUCAUUUAAAUUGUUACUUUCAAAAUGUAUCAUUUACAAACACAUGUAUUAUAUUUCAAAGGGGUGGGCGAUUAAACUACCUUCGAAAGAAUUUCGAUAUAAUUUACUAACUAGUUGGAGUACUUCUAUAAUAACUGUGUAUUUUUUUCUUUUAGUUUCUUGCCGUAGUUUAGAGUAUUUGUUUUAAGCUAUUUAUUAUAUUUAACACCAGUCUUAAAGAUGAUUAUUUCUAACUCUUGCUGCAGUUUAAUGUAUGUAGAUUGCCAAUUGCCGCGUUACCAUUACCAACUGAAUGCUGAAAUAUGAACGAUACUGUCAUUCGAUUUUAUUUUGAUUUCUUUUUAUGUUUUUCAAUGAAUGUAGAAUAUACCUAGAUGUGUUUUGUGUUUGUGUGCAAUUGUUUAAUACAAGCAUUUGAAAGAACAAUGUGUCUGAUCUGUCUAGUAUUUCAAAAUUUGUUCAACUACAGUUUGUUUAAGAUAGACUAUGUUAACCUAAACAAUGUACAUGUUAAUGUAUCGUUUAAUAUGGUUUUUACUCGUUGUACUUAGCAUCUUGCCGACUGAUCAACAGUUUUACUGGUGUAGAUAUAAGUCCUUACAACGACUUCAAUAAACAUAAUAUUUAUGCCCCCCUUCGAAGAAGAGGGGGUAUAUUGCUUUGCUCAUGUCGGUCUGUCGGUCCGUCCACCAGGUGGUUGUCUGUCGGUCCGUCCACCAGGUGGUUGUCAGAUGAUAACUCAAGAACGCUUAGGCCUAGGAUCAUGAAACUUCAUAGGUACAUUGAUCAUGACUCGCAGAUGACCCCUAUUGAUUUUGAGGUCACUAGGUCAAAGGUCAAUGUCAUGGUGACCCGAAAUAGUAAAAUGGUUUUUGGAUGAUAACUCAAGAAUGCAUACACGGCCAACAGGGCGAACUCUGAACAAUAUAACUGAAGCAACUGGUCUGUAAUCCUAAAUCUAUAAUUAUCAGUCCAAUGAAACAUCAUCCUUUGAGUAAAAUAAAGUGGAUCGGUAAAAAUAUUAUCAGAAUAUGAGAUUUUUUUUAUAUUUUGUAUAUUAAAUAUUGUGUCAAUGUUAAAUUUUGUUGAUUAAUAUAAAUAUAAGCAGGACAGGGGAGGUAAUACACUAUUAUAUCUUUCUUAUAUACAGGGGAAACAAAUGCAGUAAGUUUAAAUUUCAUGUUUAAUGAAUAGAGGAUAUUUAUCAUGUCAGUGUGAAAUCAUUUGUUAUUUUUAUGAUCACAUUUUUU